AUGUGGAGAUAUAUAUCAAAACAAGCUUAUUCAAGAAAAUUCAGAAACAGCCAUGAUUCAGCUUUAUUGGGUUUUUCUCAGUGUUCUUCUUCUUUUGGAAAAACUAGACCUUUACAAUGCUUGUGUGAAGAAAGUACUACAAACCCCAACUUGGGUUUGUCUCAAAAUUCAAUCUUUUCUAGAAUUAGUAGAAAAGUUAGGCAUUUAGAAGGCAUUUGUGAAGAAAGUUCUAAAAAUCCUCACUUGGGUUUGUCUCAAAAUUCACUCUUUUCAAGUGUUAAAGGGGAUUUUCGUGUUUGCGGUAAGAGGGGUAGUGGAUCUUUAGGAUUUUUGAGGAGUUAUGGUAGUGCUGCAGAAGCUAUUGCAUCUACAUCUGAAGAAGAUAUUGAUGAAAUUCAAGAAUUAAUAGAGGAAAUGAACAAAGAAAAUGAGGCUUUGAAGACCAAUUUGCAACCAAAACAGCCUAAAACAAUAGGUGGGAUGGGGGUUGGGAAGUACAAUUUGCUUAGGAGAAGGCAGAUAAAGGUAGAAACUGAAGCGUGGGAAGAGGCGGCGAAGGAGUAUCAGGAGCUAUUGAUGGAUAUGUGCGAGCAAAAGCUGGCACCAAACUUGCCUUACAUGAAAUCUUUGUUCUUGGGUUGGUUUGAGCCGUUGCGAGAUGCUAUAGCUGCUGAGCAGAAGUUGUGUGAUGAAGGGAAGAACCGCGGGGCAUAUGCUCCGUUCUUUGAUCAAUUGCCUGCUGAAAUGAUGGCUGUGAUUACAAUGCACAAGUUGAUGGGUUUGCUAAUGACUGGUGGAGGAACUGGCAGUGCUAGAGUUGUACAAGCUGCUUCCCACAUUGGUGAAGCUAUUGAGCAUGAGGCCAGAAUACAUAGAUUUUUGGAGAAGACCAAGAAAAGCAAUGCAUUGAGUGGUGACUUGGAAGAUACACCUGGUGAUAUAAUGAAAGAAAGAGAGAGGCUAAGGAAAAAAGUAAAAAUUUUGAUGAAGAAACAAAAGCUGCAGCAGGUUAGAAAGAUAGUGAAGCAGCAGGAUGAUGAAAAGCCUUGGGGCCAGGAUAACCUUGUUAAGGUUGGGUGCCGAUUGAUUCAGAUAUUAAUGGAAACCGCCUAUAUACAGCCUCCAAAUGAUCAGUUAGAUGAUUGUCCACCAGAUAUUCGGCCAGCAUUUGUGCACACCCUCAAAACUGUGGAAACAAUGAAAGGUAGCAGGAGAUACGGUGUGAUUCAAUGUGAUCCACUUGUUCGUAAAGGCCUUGAUAAAACUGCUAGACACAUGGUGAUUCCAUAUAUGCCGAUGCUGGUUCCUCCACAGAGUUGGUUAGGGUAUGACAAAGGUGCNAAAAAUGGAGAAAAAGAAUUCAGGUCUUGUUUUUCACUUAUAUAUUUUGGGGUUCAGGCACUUGACACUCUUGGUAAUACCAAAUGGAGGUUGAAUAGAAAGGUACUUGGCAUAGUAGACAGAAUAUGGGCUAGUGGAGGUCGCCUUGCUGACUUAGUCGACAGGGAAGAUGUACCUUUACCAGAAGAGCCGGACGCAGAAGAUGAAGCACAAAUCAGGAAAUGGAAGUGGAAAGUUAAAGGUGUGAAAAAAGAGAACUGCGAGAGGCAUUCUCAGCGGUGUGAUAUAGAACUCAAACUAGCUGUUGCACGGAAAAUGAAGGAUGAAGAUGGUUUUUAUUAUCCACAUAAUCUUGAUUUUCGUGGUCGUGCAUACCCUAUGCACCCGUAUUUGAACCAUCUUGGCUCUGAUUUGUGCCGUGGAAUCCUCGAAUUCGCGGAGGGGCGCCCACUUGGAAAGUCCGGUUUACGCUGGCUGAAGAUACAUCUAGCGAAUGUAUACGGUGGUGGUGUUGAUAAGUUAUCAUAUGAAGGUCGUGUAGCAUUCAGUGAAAACCAUGUGGAGGAUAUUUUUGACUCUGCAGAAAGGCCACUGGAAGGAAAGCGGUGGUGGUUGGGGGCGGAAGAUCCUUUUCAAUGCUUAGCAACAUGUAUUAAUAUAGCUGAAGCAUUGAGAAGCCCGUCUCCAGAGACUGCUAUAUCUUAUAUGCCCAUUCACCAGGAUGGUUCGUGCAAUGGGCUACAACAUUAUGCUGCUCUUGGUAGGGAUACGUUAGGAGCAGCUGCAGUCAAUCUUGUUGCUGGAGACAAGCCUGCUGAUGUUUACUCUGGAAUUGCUGCCCGAGUUCUUGAUAUUAUGAAGAGAGAUGCAGCUAAAGAUCCAGCAAAUGAUCCAAAUGUGAUGCGUGCCAGGCUGUUAAUUAACCAGGUGGACAGGAAGUUGGUCAAGCAAACAGUUAUGACAUCAGUGUAUGGUGUCACGUAUAUUGGUGCUCGCGACCAAAUCAAGAGAAGAUUGAAGGAGCGUGGUGUUAUUGAAGAUGAUAAUGAGUUGUUUGCAGCAGCUUGCUAUGCAGCAAAAACCACCUUGACUGCCUUAGGAGAGAUGUUUGAAGCUGCUAGAAGUAUCAUGAGUUGGCUUGGAGAUUGUGCAAAGAUUAUCGCCAUGGAAAACCAUCCUGUACGAUGGACUACUCCACUUGGACUUCCUGUGGUGCAACCUUACCGCAAAUUAGGAAGGCAUCUUAUUAAAACUUCCCUUCAGAUUUUGACAUUACAGCGUGAAACAGAUAAGGUAAUGGUUAAGCGACAGAGAACAGCAUUCCCUCCAAAUUUCGUUCACUCUCUCGAUGGCUCCCACAUGAUGAUGACUGCCAUUGCCUGCAAAGAAUCUGGCUUAAGUUUUGCAGGGGUGCAUGAUUCAUACUGGACACAUGCCAGUGAUGUUGAUCAAAUGAACAAAAUCUUGAGAGAGAAAUUUGUUGAACUCUACGACGCACCCAUAUUGGAAAAUUUACUGGAGAGUUUUCAGCAGUCAUUCCCCGACUUGCAAUUUCCUCCCUUACCAGAGCGGGGUGAUUUCGAUUUAAGAGAAGUUUUGGAAUCUCCCUACUUUUUCAACUAGUCGUGCAGUCUUAUAUUUUGAUUUUGUGUGGUUGAGUAUUGCUUUGUCCCUUAUAAUGACGAAACUCAUGGGAACUUCAAAUGCUUGGAUCCAUUGCGUCGGAAGUCAGGGAACACGAGCCUGUACUGACAAAUUGGCUGCUCAGCCUAGAUGACCGUGCCAUAUGCUACUGCAGAAGGCGGUAUUGACCAAUCAUGUUAGGCAAGCUAAGGAUAUCUGGGUAUGAGUUUGGUUGCUAAGCCUAUGCGCUAUUGGGACAUACAAGCUGCUCUACAAAAAGUUGCACUGGGUGAAAGCGGUUGGCAACUGGUUUCGAUGAAAUAUUAUUUGUGUACAAGCAUCUAGAGGUGUAAGCUAAAGCGAAAAAGCCUCCCGCAUUUGUACAUAGAGCAAGGAACCAACAUGACUCUGAUGGAAAUGCAUCAACUCCCUUCAAUAAUACUGGAAAAACAAACUAAUGAAGACUGACCUAGAUGACUCUACAGAGGGCUGAGUAGAACAGUAAGAUAGUUUCUUCCCUUUUUCCUCAAUAAAAUUUGAUUAUUACUUGCUUUUGUACCAUUUACAUAGCAGGUUGUAUAUAUCUUUUAUGGUGGAAUGUCACCUCAUUUUUUUUAUACCUCUGAUCUUUGUCCUGAGCUUUGUUGUAAUAAGAACACAGUUCUCAUGUUUUAAUAGAAGGGAGAUAUGUUCUUGUUCA
Nicotiana tabacum (common tobacco) is the source of this 3664-nucleotide messenger RNA. The record is from RefSeq and is a predicted model, not a curated record. Lineage: Eukaryota; Viridiplantae; Streptophyta; Magnoliopsida; Solanales; Solanaceae.